AGUCCUUUUAAGAUAAGAUCGGCCGCCGUCUCUUCUACUCCAAGAUGGGAUGGAUAAUUUAGGCAGAUUGCGUCUUCCCGAAGACUAGAGAAACCCUAGAUCAUCAAUACCCAAACGCACCAUGACAACCCACAAUAGGUUUGCUACUUGAGUGACGGAACUAGUGUUAAGUUCAUAUAGAACUCGGCAUAUCUUGUAUAGAAUAAUGCCUAGCGACCCGUAUCCCCCUGUCCUACAAUCGGACACGGUUAUAUUUAGGUUCAGCUUCACCCUCCUGAUCUUCCCCAGACCUUCCUCUUCCCUCGAGGAACUUGAAAGUUAAUCCCAUCACUUCAACCACUCGAAUAGCUUUCAUAAUGAGGUCCGCCGUUACCGCGUUUGCCCUUUCCACGCUGGCUGCUACGGCUGCCGCGCACGCCACCUUCCAGGAUCUAUGGGUUGCUGGAAAGGAUGAAGCGUCUACUUGCGCUAGACUGCCUGCAAACAACAACCCAGUCACCAACGUCGGCUCAAACGACAUUCGCUGCAAUGUUGGAGCUAAAGCUGCGGCCUCCAAGUGCACUGUAGCCGCCGGUGACACCGUGACGGUCGAAAUGCAUCAGCAGCCCGGCGACCGCGACUGUAGCAGGGAAGCUCUCGGCGGAAACCACUUUGGUCCCGUCAUGGUAUACUUGAGCAAGGUAUCAGACGCCGCCUCGGCCGACGGGUCCUCAUCGUGGUUCAAGAUCUUCGAGAUCGGCUACGACUCUUCUACCAAGACCUGGGGCAACGACAUCCUCAACAAGGGCUGCGGUAAACAGGACGUCAAGAUUCCGUCUAACAUCGCCCCGGGCGAUUACCUCCUCCGUGCCGAGACCAUAGCCCUCCACACCGCAUCGCAGCCUGGCGGCGCACAAUUCUACAUGACCUGCUACCAAAUCACCGUUACCGGUGGAGGCUCUGCUAACCCGUCUGGUGUGAAAUUCCCCGGUGCGUACAGCGCCAACGACCCUGGUAUCAAGGUCGACAUCUGGGGCAACAGUUUCACCGAGUACAAGAUCCCCGGUCCGCCCGUGUACCAGGGUUAGGUUUAUAUCUCGAAGGCGAAGUGUAGCUCCAAGGAGAUGGAUGCAUGUGGUUAUGGCAUGGCGGCGAGCAUGUAGUGACAUUCCAAACAAUAUACAUCUUCAAAGCAUUGCAUCAUGAAACCCAUUGGUCGACCACUUGAACAUCACAGAUUGUAACGCUGAAUGGACUGUCAUAAUACACCGAAUUUUGAUAACACAACUUCUUCUAGUCAAUAUUCUACCGGUAGCUAUUACAGACCCACCCCAUAACCCCUUUCUGCCUAGCUGGAAAAUAGUGCCCAUGAUAAGAAAAGGAGCUUCUAGAAAGGUGUAUAGACCUCGAAGAAUAUUAGGAAAUAUACGUCUUCCUUUUCCA
This is a messenger RNA of Daldinia caldariorum, 1422 nucleotides long. RefSeq names its product glycoside hydrolase family 61 protein. The coding region runs from base 357 to 1067 and encodes 236 amino acids. The record is from RefSeq and is a predicted model, not a curated record. The transcript has 4 exons. Lineage: Eukaryota; Fungi; Ascomycota; Sordariomycetes; Xylariales; Hypoxylaceae.